This is a messenger RNA of Aplosporella prunicola CBS 121167, 1976 nucleotides long. RefSeq lists its product as uncharacterized. Gene Ontology annotation, molecular function: protein phosphatase regulator activity; protein binding. Gene Ontology annotation, cellular component: protein phosphatase type 2A complex; cytosol. Gene Ontology annotation, biological process: peptidyl-serine dephosphorylation. The record is from RefSeq and is a predicted model, not a curated record. The coding region runs from base 243 to 1685 and encodes 480 amino acids. Lineage: Eukaryota; Fungi; Ascomycota; Dothideomycetes; Botryosphaeriales; Aplosporellaceae. The transcript is spliced from 8 exons.
GAAGUGAACUCCCCGCUAACCGUCCAAACAUUCACCACACCCCGUUUAUCUCCGUCUACACUACGCCUCUCUCCACCACCCGCAUCCCACUCCACUCUCAACGGCGACGCGCCCAGUCCAAGCCGACGCCACGCUCUCACGCCGCUGUAUCUUCAGCCGCCCGUUGCAUUCUGUCUAGACCGGAUCACACCCCGCUAUUGCUUGCUCUAGGUUAAGGACCUGUCGGCGCAACUUUGGAAAAGAUGGUAGAAGCAGAGGGCCAACCCACGACGUGGAAGUUCACGCAGUGCUUCGGUGACAAAGGAGAUGUAGAGGACAUCACGGAAGCGGAUAUAAUCUCGACUGUCGAAUUCGACGAAACGGGUGAUUAUCUGGCGACUGGCGACAAGGGUGGUAGAGUUGUGCUGUUUGAGCGCAAUAGGACGAAAAAAACCUGCGAGUACAAGUUUCACACCGAGUUCCAGUCACACGAGCCCGAGUUCGACUAUCUCAAAUCCUUAGAGAUCGAAGAGAAGAUCAACAAGAUCAAGUGGUGCAAGAGGCAGAACCCCUCCCACUAUCUUCUCUCCACCAAUGAUAAGACGAUAAAGCUAUGGAAGGUCUUUGAGAAGUCUCUGAAGGUCGUAGCAGAGAACAACCUCUCUCAGGAGUUGACGCCAGCCGGCGUUCCGAGCGCUGGCGGCCCAGUGCAGCGCCCUCACUUCCGAUCCGCUGCAGACCUCAAGCUGCCCCGCCUCACCCUUCACGAUACCGUUGUGGCAGCCGUGCCUCGGAAGACCUACGCCAAUGCGCACGCGUACCAUAUCAACAGCAUAUCUGUUAACAGCGACGGGGAGACGUUCAUCAGUAGCGAUGACCUUAGGAUCAACUUGUGGAACUUGAACAUUCAAGACCAGAGCUUCAACAUUGUCGACAUCAAGCCAGCGAACAUGGAGGAGCUUACGGAAGUCAUCACUGCCGCGGAAUUCCAUCCCGAACUUUGCCACCUGUUCAUGUACGCCAGCUCAAAGGGCACGAUCAAGCUGGCCGACAUGAGAGAGAGUGCGCUCUGUGACCAGCACGCUAAGCAAUUUGAGCAGGAAGAAGACCCCCAGUCUCGUUCGUUCUUCUCGGAAAUCAUCUCCUCUAUCUCCGACGUGCGCUUCUCCCGCGAUGGCCGCUACAUCCUCUCUCGUGACUACCUUACCGUGAAGAUUUGGGACGUGAAGAUGGAAAACAAGCCGGUUAAGACGAUUCCCAUUCAUGAGCACCUCAGACCGCGGUUGUGCGACACCUACGAGAACGACAGCAUUUUUGACAAGUUUGAGGUUGUGUUCUCGGGAGAUGCGAAGAAUGUUAUGACGGGAAGUUACAACAAUAACUUCAUGAUCUACCCCUCGGACCCCGACAAGGAGACCGAGGUGGUGCUGCAGGCCGACAAGUCAGCUUUCAAGGCGAAGAAGGUGGGGAUUCCCACGCCCAUGGGCCAAAGUGCGACGAGCCCCACUGGUUCGGGCAAGAAGAGCAACUCCCGGGCUGGCAGCCCCGCGGCUGGUGCCAUAGGCCCCGGCCAGAGGAUGAGGAAGGAGACGGAUGCGGACCAGAUUGACUUCAACAAGAAGAUCCUGCACAUGAGCUGGCACCCCAAUGAAGACAGCAUUGCCAUCGCGGCUACGAACAACCUCUUCGUCUUCUCGGCGUUGUAAGAGGAGCCAAGGGUCUUUCGAGGGUCAUCUGGAAGGCGUUCCUGAGCACGCAAUCUGCUAUUCCUCAUUAAUCCAGCGCCUAAUUUCGUCGUACUUGAUGAUGCAGCUAGAUAGCAUUCUCAUGAUGUCGAUGAGCCAAGACUGUAGAGCGGGGACGGGUCGCAUCGACGCGGACGUCAAAAAUGAACGUAAAAGGACUUGUUCCACGAGCGUUUCGUGUACCAUAGUGAUUUGCGGGUGCUCCAUGUGCAGCUGGCUCUUCAUUCUCAAAAUAGAUUGCUUGAUCAUCCA